Molecule: messenger RNA, 1074 nt
Organism: Malassezia globosa CBS 7966
Lineage: Eukaryota; Fungi; Basidiomycota; Malasseziomycetes; Malasseziales; Malasseziaceae
Exons: 2
Coding region: 1-1074 (357 amino acids)
Biological process (GO): mRNA splicing, via spliceosome
Cellular component (GO): precatalytic spliceosome; catalytic step 2 spliceosome; U2 snRNP
Molecular function (GO): RNA binding
Source: RefSeq, a predicted model, not a curated record
AUGAAUUCUGUGCGUGAAAUCCAGCGCAUCAAUGAGCGUGAGCUAGAGUUGGGACUCCAUGGAUCGGGGUCGUGGCAUGAUCAGUACAAAGACUCGGCGUACAUUUAUGUGGGAGGUCUGCCAUACGACCUGACUGAAGGUGAUGUGCUCACGAUUUUUUCACAGUAUGGCGAAAUCGUGAACAUUCAUCUGCCGAAGCCACGCGAAGAGCCUGGUCCUAGCGACAAGGACCGCCGCGCCCACGAUCCCCAGGAGUCGAAGAAAAGUCAUGGGCGAAACCGAGGCUUUGGCUUUUUAAUGUACGAAGACCAGCGCUCGACUGUGCUGGCUGUAGACAAUUUAAAUGGUUCCCAGGUUCUUGGGCGCACACUGCGUGUGGACCAUGUGGCGAAUUUCAAGCAGGAACGAGUGCGCGAUGCUGAGGGCAACCUAGUUGAACCGGAGGAGCAGAUUUUGAACUGUGCGCCACCUGAGACAGUGGUCGAUGAAGAUGAGGAUCCUGAGCAUGGUGAUGGAGAUGCAGACUUGGAAGAUCCUAUGGCGGCCUACUUUGCCGAGAAACGUGACCGUGAGCGCCGCAAAAAGCGGCGGCGUCAUGACGACGACGAGCGGUCAUCUGCACGUCGUCAUAGAGAACGGCGGAGAAAGGAAAGCGAUCUGCAUGAGUCGAGGCGGCACAGGGACGGGCGUUCCGAGGAGCGAGAUGCCCGGUACCGACGGGAGGAAGACCUGGAGCGACGUGCAAACGACAACGAACUACCUUCACAUCACCGCCACGGACGUGACUACGAUGGCGCAUAUGGAGAUGACACUGAUCAAGGAUCAAGGCAUCACGGGGCGCACCACAGAGAACGGCGGCACCGACAUGGUGGCCCAGAAGGUUCGCGCCAUCAUGUGCACCGGACCGAAGAGGAUUCGCGCACCUGGCGCCGCCGGGACGAACAGCCUAUCCAUCAAGAGCACAGUGACUAUGAACAACGCGGAGACGUUCAAGAUCGACCGCGUCAUGAUGCAUCGCGUGAGCGGUCCGUGACACCGAUCAUGGAUCGACACGUACGUACGGACACGCCGUAG